Exophiala bonariae is the source of this 1605-nucleotide messenger RNA. RefSeq lists its product as uncharacterized. Bases 1 to 1605 code for a protein of 534 amino acids. Gene Ontology annotation, biological process: tripeptide transport; transmembrane transport; dipeptide transport. Gene Ontology annotation, molecular function: allantoate transmembrane transporter activity; dipeptide transmembrane transporter activity. The transcript has 6 exons. Gene Ontology annotation, cellular component: plasma membrane. The record is from RefSeq and is a predicted model, not a curated record. Lineage: Eukaryota; Fungi; Ascomycota; Eurotiomycetes; Chaetothyriales; Herpotrichiellaceae.
AUGCCGGACGUCGAAGCUCCCUCAGUCCAGGGCGAUGAGAAGCAUGAGGUCCACCAGAUCUUACCCAGUGGGCGCUCCGUCUCGCCCGUUAAUCUAGAUGAAAAGCGCAUGUCUAUUUCAUCGACCACGGCUGCUAAAAAGAUCCUGGAACAUAGCCAUGAUGCCGACGAAGCGAUGAAAGCAUUCGCCAACGGCGAAGUGGUCGAACUCGACGAGGCCACCAACAAACGACUCCUGCGAAUCAUCGAUUUCAGAAUGAUGCCAUUGAUGUGCGUCGUCUACGGUCUGAAUUACCUCGAUAAAACCACCUUGUCCUAUGCUUCAAUCAUGGGCAUCAAAAAGGACAUCCACCUGGUCGGCGACAAUUACCAGUGGCUUGGCUCCAUGUUCUACUUUGGCUACCUUGCUUGGGAGUAUCCGACCAACCGGUUGUUGCAACGACUUCCAUUGGCCAAGUAUUCAGCUUUCUGUAUUGUCGCGUGGGGUGUCAUACUUGCGUUGUUCGCAACCGUCAAGGAUUUUGGUGGUGCUGUUGCCAUCAGAUUCUUACUGGGCGUCUUCGAGGCUGCCGUAACGCCAGGGUUUGCUCUCAUCACUUCACAAUGGUGGACCAAGAAAGAGCAAGGCGCAAGGACGGGUAUCUGGUUCUCAUUCAACGGCUUUGGCCAGAUAUUUGGCGGUUUGGUCGCAUACGGUAUUGCCGUGGGCGCCAGAAAGCAUGGUACCGCCAUCGCUCCCUGGAAAAUCGUCUUCCUUGUCAAUGGCUGUUUGACCGCCCUCUUGGGAGUGGUUUUCUUCUUCGUCAUCCCUGACAACCAGCUCAAUGCGUGGUGGUUGAAGCCCCGCGACCGCAUUCUGGCGGUUGAGAGAGUACGAGUCAAUCAACAGGGAAUAGGAAACAAGCAUUUCAAGUGGUAUCAGUUGAAAGAAGCUCUUUUGGAUCCUUUGACAUGGGCCUUUGGCUUUUACGCGCUCACAGCUGAUAUUCCGAAUGGAGGUAUCAGUAAUUUCUUUUCACAGCUGAUCGUCUCAUUCGGCUACACGCCCGAGGAAUCACUACUUUACGGAACACCUGGUGGGGCCGUCGAAGUUGUGGCCUUGAUAUUCUGCGGCUGGCUAGGAGAUAAGAUCGGCCAACGUCUGCUGGUCUCAAUGGGUGGCCUUGUCAUCGCCAUCCUCGGUAUGGUUCUCAUCGUGGCUUUACCACUGGAAAAUAACUCCGGUCGAUUGGCCGGCUAUUACUUGACCCAAGCAUCCCCAACGCCCUUCGUCGCAUUGUUGUCGCUGAUCGCCACCAAUGUUGCGGGCUAUACGAAGAAGACAACCGUUGCAGCCAUUUAUCUGAUUUGCUACUGUGUGGGAAAUAUCAUAGGCCCUCAGACUUUCCGCCCCAAAGAUGCACCGAGAUAUGAACCUGCCGAGAUCACCAUCAUUGUGUGCUGGGGCGUAUGCCUGAUCGAUCUGGCUUUCAUCUGGUGGUACUGCAAACACUUGAAUGCGAAGAAAGCGGCAAUCAGAGCUGAGCCUGGAUAUCAGAAGUUGGAGAAUCAAGAAUGGCUUGAUCUCACCGAUAAAGAGAACCCGGAGUUCGUAUACAGCUUGUGA